AUGGCUAAUGUUCCCGACCGAUUGUGUUAUGUGUAUAGCUGUGAUUUGGACGUCAAUGUUGAAAUAAAAAUUGGAACUUUGGAAGGUCACAGAGAGAGGCCAAGUUAUAAAGACUUUUUAAAUGAUCCAACCUUAAAGUUUUCAGGAGUUUAUUGUGAUGGCUGUUCAGAUCUUUAUGUUACAUGCCAAGUAUUCUCCGAUUCGAGAUCAUUAUCACUUCCUGUUCAGACUUCAUUCAAAUCUUUCACUACCAGAUGGAACUGGAAUGAAUGGCUGAAAUUACCAGUGAAAUAUAGUGAUCUCCCCAGAAAUGCAAUGCUUGCACUGACAGUCUGGGAUCUGUAUGGCACUAACAAAUCUGUUCCAGUUGGGGGUACUGUUAUUAAUCUAUUUGGUAAACGAGGAACAUUCCGACAAGGUAUGCAUGAUUUGCAAGUGUGGCCUAAUGUUGUAGCUGAUCCUUGUCCCCAAUCUACAACACCUGGCAAAUCUAAAGAUAAGAAUGAUCAAAUGAGUCGUCUGCUUAAGCUCAGCAAGAAAUACCGUGAUGGUCACAUGGUCAAAGUUGAUUGGCUUGACAGGCUAACAUUCCGAGAGAUUGAAAUGAUAAAUGAAAAGCAGAAACGGGAUUCCAAUUUCAUGUAUUUAAUGAUUGAGUUCCCUAACAUUCAUUUUGACAAUACUGAAUUUACUGUAGUUUAUUUUGAAAAGAAUGGUGAUAAGUCAUAUCAAUUUCGCACUUAUGCUGAAAUUGUUAAUGUUCCAGAUCAUGAAAUAAUGUUGGAAAACGUUGUGGAAAGUAAACACCAUAAGUUGGUCAGGAGUCUAAGAAGAGGGCCAACUGACCGUGAUAUGAAGCCAGAUGCCAAGACCAGGGACCAGUUGAAUGCAAUUUGUAGCUAUCCAUCAACAAAAGCAUUAACUUCUGAAGAACAAGAUUUAGUUUGGAAGUUUCGUUUUUAUUUAACAAAUCAGAAAAAGGCUUUAACUAAAUUUCUGAAGUGUGUUAAUUGGAGUCUUCCCCAAGAAGUAAAACAGGCUUUAGAGUUGCUUUUAAAAUGGAGUCCUAUGGAUGUGGAAGAUGCAUUAGAACUUCUCACUCCUGCUUUCACACACCCUGCUGUACGCAAAUAUGCUGUUUCUCGGUUGGCACAGGCUGAUGAUGAGGAUUUAUUAUUAUAUCUUUUGCAAUUGGUCCAAGCUCUUAAAUAUGAAGACUAUGAAGAGAUCAAGAAAGGUUUGGAUACUUCGCCCCCUCGGACAGAAUCUUCAAAUGUAAUGGAAGGAACUGUAACAGAUAGGGAAAGGUCUCAGAGUAUUGAUUCCUUUUUGGAUGCUCUUGGUGGUACAUCUUCACGGCAAGAUGAAAGUCCUGAAAACAGAUUAGAAAAAGAAAUGGACCUGGCCACUUUUCUUAUAUCUCGGGCUCGUAAUAACAAUAAAUUAGCAAAUUACUUUUAUUGGUAUUUAUCUGUGGAGGUUUCCGAUCAAGCAUCAACUGCCAAAGAAGGUGAGACAGAAAACAGCAUGUAUCUGUAUGUAAUGAAACGCUUCAGUCAUGCUCUUAUCAAGGGUGGCAAUGAAUGUCGUCUACGGCGUUCUAUGUUGGCACGGCAGUCAGUAUUUAUUGAAGGUCUUGUUAGCCUUGUGAAAAUGGUGGCUCGUGAAGGUGGAAAUCGGAAAAAGAAGAUUGAGAAGUUACAAAGUCUGCUCAGAGACCCUCUGGAUGCAUUCAAAUUCAAUUUUGCUGAUUUUGAACCUCUGCCCUUACCCCUGGACCCUGAUGUGACAGUUCGAGCAAUCAUACCUGAGAGAGCCACAUUAUUUAAGAGUGCCUUGAUGCCAUGUCGUCUCUCAUUUCGUACCAGUGAGGAGAGUGAAUAUGUGACAAUCUUUAAACAUGGGGAUGAUCCUAGACAAGAUCAGCUCAUCCUUCAGAUUAUAUCACUUAUGGAUAAGUUGCUGAAACGAGAAAAUUUAGAUUUAAAACUGACUCCUUACAAAGUUCUUGCUACCAGUAACAAAAAUGGUUUUGUCCAGUAUAUUGAUUCCGUACCUGUAGCUGAAGUCCUAGAUGCUGAAGGAAGUAUUCAGAACUACUUUCGGAAGCAUGCCCCAGCUGAAGGAGCUGCUUAUGGUAUACAACAGGAAGUGAUGGACAAUUAUGUGAAAAGCUGUGCUGGUUAUUGUGUAGUGACCUACCUGCUGGGUGUUGGAGACAGACAUCUAGAUAAUCUCUUGCUCACAAAAACAGGUCGCCUUUUUCAUAUUGAUUUUGGUUACAUUUUGGGCCGAGAUCCUAAACCUCUUCCACCACCAAUGAAGUUGAGCAAAGAAAUGGUUGAAGCAAUGGGUGGAACCAAUUCUGAUCACUUUAAUGACUUCAAGAUCCUUUGUUAUACUGCAUUCUUACAUCUUCGUCGCUCAGCCAAUUUAAUACUUAAUCUUUUCUCCUUAUUGGUGGAUGCCAAUAUACCAGACAUUGCUCUUGAACCUGAUAAAACAGUAAAAAAGGUUCAAGACAAAUUUGUUCUUCAUUUGACCGAUGAAGAAGCUGUACAUUACAUGCAAAAUUUAAUUGAAGUCAGUGUUUCAGCUAUGAUGGCUGCAUUUGUUGAACAAUUGCACAAAAUGGCUCAGUAUUGGAGGAAGUAA
Molecule: messenger RNA, 2655 nt
Organism: Acanthosepion pharaonis
Lineage: Eukaryota; Metazoa; Mollusca; Cephalopoda; Sepiida; Sepiidae
Source: the annotation of a GenBank genome assembly